Nicotiana tabacum (common tobacco) is the source of this 1751-nucleotide messenger RNA. RefSeq lists its product as uncharacterized. Gene Ontology annotation, cellular component: nucleus. Gene Ontology annotation, molecular function: ubiquitin-protein transferase activity. Gene Ontology annotation, biological process: protein ubiquitination; ubiquitin-dependent protein catabolic process; mitotic cell cycle checkpoint signaling. The record is from RefSeq and is a predicted model, not a curated record. NCBI's taxonomy places the organism in Eukaryota, Viridiplantae, Streptophyta, Magnoliopsida, Solanales, Solanaceae.
AAUUCAAAUGGGGCAAAAGUGACAAAACGGUACGGCAAGACCCCAAAGUCCCAACUUCGUUGCAGUCCACAUCGAUAACUUCUUGACUUAUGCCAAUGUUGUUGCCUUCCUUCCACUGUAAGCUUCUCUCCUCUAAUAGUAUUAUAUAACUACAAAAACUCGAUUCUUUCUCGUUGCUUAUUAAACAGCAAUGGAAAAAGGAGAAAGCUCAAGUGCUAAACUUUCAGAAUUCGGUGAAGUCUGGGCGAAACUCAUACCGGUGGAUUCUCACUAUUCAGAAAUUGAGUUGAGGCUGAAGGAGACUGUAAUAUGUAGUGAAGUGAAGAAUUCCUCUUCUGAAAAGCAAGAAUGGUGUAAGAUAACAAGGAAUGUGGAUCUAGUUUCUGCCAUGAUGCAAAAUAAGAGUUCAAAAGCAAUUGUUGUUGAUGAGACGGUGGUUCAGGAUGAGCAUGUUGCUGUAAUUAAGUGUGGCAGUGAAAUUUCUCUGGGCCCCAGUGAUGAAGGUUUUGUGAAAUACCGACUCGAAAUGAUGCCCACUGAGGAAUCUCGCAGAUAUAUGCAGAUUUCUCUCGAUGUUGAGUAUGCAAAAUGCUGUAUCUGCUUAAAUAUCUGGCAUGACGUUGUCACAGCUGCACCUUGCCUUCACAAUUUCUGUAAUGGAUGCUUUUCAGAGUGGCUAAGGAGGUCUCAAGAGAGGCGUUCAAGUGUUUUAUGUCCCCAGUGCAGAGCAGUUGUACAGUUUGUUGGAAGAAACCAUUUUUUCCAUAACAUUGAGGAAGAUAUACUGCUUGCGGAUCCUUCCUUGAAACGCUCGAGUGAAGAUGUUGUGCUGCUUGAUUCCUGUGCAUCAAUAAAAUCACCUCUUGAGCAGGUCCUCGGCAGUAGAAAAAGUCGCCGGAAGAGGGAACGUUCUCCAUCAGAUGCAGCAAAUAGUUGGGAGCCUUUAUGCCCUCAGUGUGGCAUUGAAUUUGGAGGUUUUCAGUGUGAUGAAAGCACAGUUCAUCUUCAAUGUCAAGCAUGUGGUGGAAUGAUGCCCUCUCGAUUAAACAUUGGAAUGCAACAACACUGUUUGGGAUGUGAUCGAGCAUUUUGUGCUGCUUAUUGGCAUUCUCAGGGAGUCAAUGGAAGCAAUUUACAUCCACUUUGCAGUCCUGAAACUUUCAAGCCUAUUGCUGAACGUACAAUUACUAGAAUACCCUCCUUGGCACAUGAGAAUAAUCAUUAUGAACAAAAUAUUACUGAAAGAUGCAUUAGAGAGAUGACAAGGUCGUUGCAGGAUGUGGUAGCUGAUUGGAUUUUGAAGCUUGAUAAGCGGGAGAUAGAUCGCACAAGGAUGCCUUUGAAUCAUGCUGAGAUGAUAACUUCCCGGACAUAUACUUGUAGUGAGUGCUAUGACAAGUUAGUCUCAUUCCUAUUGUACUGGUUUAGAGUUACAAUGACAGCACAUCUUUUACCUUCAGAGGUAGCACAAAGAGAAGACUGCUGGUAUGGAUAUGCUUGUCGCACACAACACCAUAACCAAGAGCAUGCUCGCAAAAGGAACCAUGUCUGCCGGCCAACAAGGGGUAGUCAUAUGUAGAAAUUCUUCUUAUAGUUUUUCUGUUUGAAACGAUGUCAAUGCCACUGUCUUGAACUCGAUUCUAUUUUUGUCUCGAAUGCUAAUUUCUGGUCUUAUUUUGACGUGCAUUUUGAGAUGUCUAACCCUAUGAACUGCUGAUGUGUUUUCUUAAAAUGUACAUAUGUUUCUUUUU